AUGCCGCUCAAAGUAAAAGGCCAUUUGUAUAAGACCGCCAUAAGACCAGCUGUUUUGUAUGGGUCAGAAUGUUGGGCAACCAACAAGCAGCAUCUUGAUAAGCUACACGUUACAGAAAUGCGCAUGCUACGCUGGUCAGCGGGAGUCACGCUACUGGAUAAACUCCGUAACCAGUAUAUCCGAGGAAGUUUUAAGAUCGCACCCAUUGUUGAAAAGCUUAAGGAGAAAUGCUUAAGAUGGUAUGGUCACAUCCAAAGGCGUUCAGAUGACCAUAUGGUGAAGCUUGCCCUAAAACUGCCAACCGCCAAACGCAACUCAGGCAGACCACCUACCACCUGGUGGACGACGGUUGAAAAAGACCUAAAAGAAGCUCAUUUAAAUAAAGACAUAGCACAAGACCGUGCUAGAUGGAAAUUGAGGACAAGGAAGGCCGACCCCAAGUAA
This is a messenger RNA of Leguminivora glycinivorella, 444 nucleotides long. RefSeq lists its product as uncharacterized. The coding region runs from base 1 to 444 and encodes 147 amino acids. The transcript has a single exon. Lineage: Eukaryota; Metazoa; Arthropoda; Insecta; Lepidoptera; Tortricidae. The record is from RefSeq and is a predicted model, not a curated record.